AUGUGUGGCGGAGACAUCUUGGCCCAGGACUGCAGUGACCGGUUUGGUGCCCUCGCAGUGCUGAGCCCAUUGUCUGAAACCUCACCACGGAGCCCGGCUGGCCAGCAAGGCUUUUCUGGAAGCAUCGUCUUCUUCAACGAUGCCGACCACGACUGCCAGCUGGCGACGCACUUACGGUUCUCGCCGUCCGAAUCGCUGGCCGGUGAACAGGGCUGCCGUCUGUUUGUGAACAUCCACGAGUUUGGCGACCUCAGCACGCCACAUGUCUGCAGCGGUCAUAGUGUCGGUGCCAUUGCGCUGUGGCCGGAAUCCAGCCUGGCUGACCGGCCCGUCUCUGCUCGGCAUGUCCCCGUCACCCGGCAGCUAGAGCAGCCGCUGUAUCUGCAUGUCGGACACGACCGACACGGAAACAACGGCAUCAUCGGCCGUCGAGUUACUGUGUGCUGUGCUUCGGCGGAAGAUGGCCAGAUGGCCUCCACUGCAGUGUUGGCCGAGGGCAUCGUUGGCUAUAAUUCAAACUUGUAG
Molecule: messenger RNA, 525 nt
Organism: Grosmannia clavigera kw1407
Lineage: Eukaryota; Fungi; Ascomycota; Sordariomycetes; Ophiostomatales; Ophiostomataceae
Exons: 2
Coding region: 1-525 (174 amino acids)
Source: RefSeq, a predicted model, not a curated record